Tuber aestivum (summer truffle) is the source of this 1577-nucleotide messenger RNA. NCBI's taxonomy places the organism in Eukaryota, Fungi, Ascomycota, Pezizomycetes, Pezizales, Tuberaceae. The record is from the annotation of a GenBank genome assembly.
AUGACCGCCUGGUUUUGCGCUUCACCGGCGGUUGGGCUAGGGCUCCGAAACGCGGACAUCGACAUGGGGAUAAAAAAUCUGACUGGGUACGAUUUCGCAACUCGACUGUCCGAGUACAUCAGUACAAACAUGGAGAAGUACGGCCCCAAACCGAACAGUGUGCAAGAUCGAGAGCAACCCCAAGAAGUCCAAGUAUCUGGAGACUGCCAGUACGAAGAUUCUAGGGUUGGAUGUCGAUUUUGUUAAUCUGAGGAGUGAGUCGUAUUCUGGAGAUAGUCGGAUUCCGCAUAUGGUCUAUUCCGCUUUACCCUCAACUGUUUCACAAGGGGACGUUGACCUGAUGGCCCCAGGAAUUCAGAACCCCAAACCAAGAUGCCCACCGCUACGACUGCACAUCAACACCCUCUUUUACAAUCUACACUGAACUAGUGGAGGAUUUCACAGGCCUCGGCCUACAGGACUUGGCCGCCCGCCUAAUUCGCACUCCACUACCCCCGAAAGAAACCUCCCCCGACAACCUCCCCCACCUCCUCCGCCUAAUCCGCUUUGCCUCAUGCAUCGGCUUUACUAUAGUUCCUAAAGUCAAGGCCACCAUGAAACUCCUGGGAAUCAAGGCGUGUGACUUCUCCCCACAGAGGCAGAUUAUCACUUACACCAACUAAUCACCUCCCCCCUGUUUUACAGCCUGCCCUUAAAACCAAAAUCCCCCGCGAGCGCACCGGCAUCGGGAUUAUAAAAACGAUCAAAGGCUGCAACCCCCAUGCCUCCCUGAGCCUAAUCCACGAGGUGGACCACUACAACGAGAUAUUCGCCCCACCAAUCCAAGAACUCCCUCUCCUCCCAGUGAAAGAUAUGAAGAUAGCCGCGGACAUCGUGCGCCGCCGACUCUUCGGAUCCACCUCUUCACACCCGCACAUUUCCAAGCUCUCGACGACCACUAGCGAAAAGCGCCUUGCGUGGUUCAUCGUCGCCACGAGCCCCCAGAAAAACCAGCCCCUGUUCCUAGCCAACAAGAAGAACACGCCCGCCGCUGCCACAGACAUAAAAGAGGGUUUAAGGCAUCCCAACAGCAUGAGCGGGACAUGGCCAUUAACAUGGACCACUGGGUUAGAGGCAAAACGAGCCUGGAAAUGUGCACUUUAGGUACCAACUGGAAGAAUCAGGUUGGGUGCUUGCUUAAUGUUCGAACUCAUGGGCUUGGAGAAUUCGAGCGAUGAUGAGGUGAAGGAAAGAGGAGUAAUGGGUGGGUGCGAAACCUUUCUAAAAACCAUUGUGGAGAAAGGCUUGGAAGAGGCUUUCAAUUAAAGAGUUUGUUGACUAUAUCACCCCCGCUUCUUUCUUCCCGCAAUAGUGGAGCGGUAGCUAAUAACUGGGGUGGUCAGAGCAAUGACUCAGCAACAGAAUGCGCCCUCACCCCAGGAGCUUGGGUGAAACCUACCAUUGAGGAAUCCCUCCAACAUCAACUCGAUAAGCCAUACUAAGACAGGGAUGGGCUACUGCAGUGGGUUCGCGGGAACCGGCAGGCGCUGUUGGAUGGGGUGGGGUAUGUUGGUGUCGGCGGGGGGAAGGGGAAGCAA